CGGUACUGCGGCGUACUGCGCAUGCGCAGACCCUAGCUGGUCAUGGCGACGGUGCGUUCGCGUCCAUGAGGCGGGAAGCACAACCUCUACUCUCACGCUGGAAGUGGAUUAAACGCGGUGAAAUAAACCAUGGCCGGUGUCUUCGAUAUUGAUCUGGAUCAGCCGGAGGAAAAUGUCUCCGACGACGAGCUCGAGGAGGCGCAGAUUAAUGACAUCAUGGAUCAGCGCAGCGGCUUUGAGUUUAACAUGGACGACUGCGAGAAGAUUGAGAUCUCUGAGGACAGUGUAAAUCAAGGCACUGAGAGCAUUCGUCCUGAAUGCUUUGAGCUGCUGCGUGUUUUGGGGAAAGGCGGCUAUGGGAAGGUAUUCCAGGUCCGGAAGGUGACCGGUGCCGGGUCAGGAAAAAUAUUUGCCAUGAAAGUCUUGAAAAAGGCCAUGAUUGUCCGCAAUGCCAAGGACACGGCCCACACCAAGGCUGAGCGCAACAUCUUGGAAGAAGUGAAGCAUCCUUUUAUCGUCGACCUCAUUUAUGCCUUUCAGACCGGCGGCAAGCUUUAUCUCAUCCUCGAAUACCUAAGUGGUGGGGAACUUUUCAUGCAGCUAGAAAGGGAGGGCAUUUUCAUGGAAGACACUGCCUGCUUUUACUUGGCAGAAAUUUCUAUGGCCCUCGGCCACCUGCAUCAAAAGGGCAUCAUCUACAGAGACCUUAAACCUGAAAACAUCAUGCUCAAUAGCCAAGGCCAUGUGAAAUUGACUGACUUUGGACUGUGUAAGGAAUCCAUUCAUGACGGGACGGUCACGCACACGUUCUGUGGCACUAUCGAGUACAUGGCUCCAGAGAUCCUGACAAGAAAUGGACACAAUCGCGCUGUCGACUGGUGGAGUCUUGGAGCCCUGAUGUACGACAUGUUAACUGGGGCACCACCAUUCACAGGGGAAAACCGAAAGAAAACCAUCGAUAAAAUUCUUAAAUGCAAACUGAAUCUCCCACCCUACCUCACACAAGAAGCCAGGGACCUGCUUAAAAAGCUGCUGAAAAGAACUGCCUCAUCUCGUCUUGGAGCUGGACCCGGAGAUGCAACAGAGGUGCAGACUCAUCCAUUCUUCCGGCUCAUUAAUUGGGAAGACCUUCUUGCACGGAAAGUAGAUCCACCUUUCAAGCCUUUCCUGCAAUCCGCUGAGGAUGUGAGCCAAUUUGAUUCAAAGUUCACCAGCCAGACCCCUGUAGAUAGUCCUGAUGACUCCACACUCAGUGAAAGUGCAAAUCAAGUCUUCCUGGGCUUUACAUAUGUAGCUCCAUCUGUGUUGGAAAACGUAAAGGAGAAAUUCUCAUUUGAGCCAAAAAUUCGAUCACCUCGCCGCUUUUUAGGGAGCCCAAGAACGCCAGUGAGUCCAGUGAAGUUCCCUGGCGACGGCUGGCCUCGAUGUCCCAGCAUGCCUGGCUCUUCCACUCUUCAGUCCACCUCUGAGCAUGCUAUGGAAGUGUCUACUGCGGAACAAAUGGAGAUCUCAGCCAGCACCGAAGUCACCGCUCCACUACCUAUCAGGCAACCCACUGGCUCGGCCAUGGGCGCGUUCAAACAGCAGGUGUACCCUGUUAUGGCAAAACGGCCAGAGCAUCUACGCAUGAACCUAUGACCUGUAACCUAUGACCUAGAGAUUUACUACGAUUUGCUCUCUCAGUUUCUUUUAUAUGAAUACUAGGGAAAAAACAGAAAUUCCCCACCAUCACAGAACCUAGUCUGUCGUUUACUGAUCUGAUGAGCAUGUGCGCUUCACUGAGCUCGAGUAACUGCGUCAGUUCCUCACGUCCCAAAAACCUCAGCCCACAUUGUUCUCAGAUGCUUCGUGUCACAUCAGAUGGAUUAUGAGUCUUGGGCCUUCUUUUGGAUGAAUUAGGUUUUUUUUUUUUUUUUUUUUUACAUGAUUGUACCAUCAAAGGAAUAUGAAACACAUGAACAAUAAUCAAAUGUCUGGCACAGUUUGCUCAACGUGCAGACUAGGUGACAUGGUGCUCUGUGCAAGAUGAUCAAGUGCUGUUGAGGAAUUGCUUCCAUGUGGAAUUCUUUGUGUUUUUACAGUAUUGCUUGGGAAGCCAGAAUGACUUUCUCUCUGAAAGAAAUCAUUGUUUAUUGAAAGGAGAAAUGAAUUUGUAGGGAUUCCAUCAAGCAGAGUUUGAUAAGCUGGUAUAAAGUCUUAUUCUCUUUAAACUGUGUGUACGUCCCACAGUGAUAUUUAGAUGAUGGGUCAUUACACAAAAGCCUCAAUAAAAAACAAAGACAUUUGA
This is a messenger RNA of Pangasianodon hypophthalmus (striped catfish), 2287 nucleotides long. It is a transcript of the gene rps6kb1b, whose product is annotated as ribosomal protein S6 kinase b, polypeptide 1b. The record is from RefSeq and is a predicted model, not a curated record. Lineage: Eukaryota; Metazoa; Chordata; Actinopteri; Siluriformes; Pangasiidae. The transcript has 15 exons. Gene Ontology annotation, molecular function: protein serine/threonine kinase activity; ATP binding. The coding region runs from base 130 to 1638 and encodes 502 amino acids. Gene Ontology annotation, biological process: protein phosphorylation; signal transduction.